AUGGAUGACCUUUAUGACGAGUUCGGUAACUACAUCGGCGAGGCCGAGUCCGAUGAGGAACAAAAUGAACAGGUUCCCCAGGCUUUCAAGUUCGAUGAAGCUUCCGAUUAUGAUGAGGAGGAGGAAGAGGUUGUCAAUGAUCAACAAUUAAUGGAAAUUGAUGAAGGACCCUCCAACGCCGUCAUCCUCCACGAAGACAAGCAAUACUACCCCAGCGCUCAACAGGUGUACGGUGCCGAUGUCGAGACUUUGGUUCAGGAAGAAGAUGCGCAGCCUUUGUCCGAGCCCAUUAUCGCUCCUGUUCAACAGAAGAAAUUUGCGCUUGCGGAGACAGAGCUCCCACCCGUCUAUUUUUCUCGAGAGUUUAUGUCUGAUUUGCUCAAUUUCCCCGAGCAGAUUCGAAACAUCGCUAUUGUCGGUCAUUUACAUCAUGGAAAGACUGCAUUCAUGGAUAUGUUGGUUAAGCAGACCCAUGACUUGACAGAGAGGUUGGAGAAGCGGAUAGGCAAGCGCAAGGAGGAGCAGCUGCGAUACACCGAUAUUCAUUUCCUGGAACGAGAGCGAGGACUCUCAAUUAAGGCGGCACCAAUGAGCUUGGUUCUUCCCGGUACUAAGGGCAAGUCCCAUCUUCUCAACAUUAUCGAUACCCCCGGACACGUGAACUUUGUGGAUGAAGUUGCUGCUUCUAUCCGCCUGGCAGAUGGUGUUGUCCUGGUUGUCGAUGUUGUGGAGGGUGUUCAGGCCAAUGCUGAGCAAAUCAUCAAGCAUGCUGUUCUGGAGGACCUCCCGUUGACUUUGGUCGUCAAUAAAAUGGAUCGUCUCAUUCUGGAGCUCAAGCUGCCACCCACCGAUGCCUACUUCAAGUUGAAACAUGUGGUCGAGGAGGUUAAUACAGUUAUUGAGAAUGUUCUUCCUGGUCAAGGUGAGAAGCGACGUUUGAGCCCCGAAAAGGGCAAUGUUGCUUUUGCAUCUAGCUCAAUGAACUGGUGCUUUACUCUCCAGUCAUUCGCCCGCAUGUAUGCCGACACAUACCCACGACUUGACUCCACCGAGUUUGCUGCUCGACUCUGGGGAGACAUUUUCUAUAACCCCACUAGUCGGAAGUUUACUCGCAAGGGUAUUGAAGAGAAGGCCAUGCGCUCUUUUGUCAAGUUCGUUUUGGAGCCAAUUUACAAGCUUUACUCUCACACCAUCAGUGAAAGCCCCGAAGAUCUCAAGCAAACUCUCGCUAGUGUGGGUGUCAACCUGAAGCCAUCACAAUUGAAGACCGAUGCGAAGGAGCUGCUGAACCUGGUUUGCGAGCAAUUCUUUGGUCCUCCUUCUGGCUUUGUUGACAUGGCUGUGCAACAUGUUCCUUCUCCGGUCGAUGGAGCCCAAAGAAUGUUGGAGCGAUACUACACAGGUCCAUUGGACUCGAAGAUUGCGUCCUCAGUAGCAGCCUGUGAUCAAGAUGGACCUCUGGUUGUUCAUGUCACCAAGCUCUUCAGCACCACCGAUGCCACAGGAUUUUCUUCUUUUGGAAGGAUCUUGAGUGGUAUUGCCCGACCUGGUCAACAAGUUCGUGUUCUUGGUGAGGGCUACGCCCCUGAAGAUGAAGAAGAUAUGGUCAUCGCGACCAUUUCGGAGACCGCGAUUGCAGAAACCGCCUAUAGCAUCUCAACAGACGGCGUCCCCGCCGGUAACUGGGUUCUUCUCGGUGGUGUUGAUAACUCUAUUGUGAAAACAGCAACCCUCGUUCCUCUUAAGUUGGAAGAUGAUGAAGAAGUCCACAUUUUCCGCCCCAUCCGUCAUAUGACCGAGUCAGUAUUCAAGGUUGCAGUGGAGCCAGUCAACCCGUCAGAGUUGCCCAAGAUGCUGGAUGGUCUGCGCAAGAUCAACAAGAGCUACCCCUUGAUUUCUACCAAGGUGGAAGAGUCUGGUGAACACGUUGUCUUAGGUACAGGAGAGUUAUAUAUGGACUGUGUUCUUCAUGAUCUUCGCCGACUGUACUCAGAAAUGGAGAUUAAGGUCUCCGACCCAGUUACCCGUUUCUGUGAGACAGUCGUGGAAACAUCUGCGAUGAUGUGUUACUCGAUUACUCCUAACAAGAAGAACAAGAUCACCAUGAUUGCAGAGCCCUUGGACGAGGGCAUUGCUGAGGAUAUUGAAAGCGGCAGGGUCAAUAUCAAGGAUCCCAUUCGCAAGGUGGCUCGUUAUUUCGAGGACAACUAUGACUGGGAUAAGCUGGCAGCUCGCAGCAUUUGGGCUUUUGGUCCUGAGGAGAUGGGUCCUAAUAUUCUCCAAGAUGAUACACUCCCUUCGCAAGUGGAUAAGAAGCUCCUGGGAACCGUCCGUGACUCCAUCACCCAGGGUUUCAGCUGGGGUACCCGAGAAGGUCCCCUUUGUGAAGAACCUAUCCGUAACACCAAAUUUAAGCUUACAGACGUUUCUCUGGCCGACCAAGCCAUCUACCGUGGUGGUGGUCAAAUCAUUCCCACUGCUCGUCGAGCAGUCUACUCAUCUUUCUUAAUGGCUUCCCCACGACUAAUGGAGCCAAUUUACUCGUGCACAAUGACCGGUCCAGCAGACGCGGUGGCUUCAGUGUACACAGUCCUAUCACGCCGACGUGGUCACGUUUUGUCCGACGGUCCUAUUGCCGGAACUCCUCUUUACUCCGUACGGGGUCUGAUCCCUGUGAUUGACUCCUUUGGUUUUGAGACGGAUCUUCGCAUUCAUACUCAAGGCCAAGCCAUGGUCAAUCUGGCAUUCGAGAAGUGGAGCGUGGUGCCUGGUGAUCCGCUCGACCGUGAUGUUCAACUGAAGCCACUGGAGAUGGCGGGAGCUAUGGCUACCGCUCGAGACUUUGUUCUGAAGACAAGACGUCGCAAGGGAUUGGCGGAAGAUGUGACGGUCAGUAAAUUCCUGGAGCCAGAGCUUUGGAAGGGACUGAAAGAGAGUGGUGUUUUGGAUUCAUGA
Penicillium malachiteum is the source of this 2955-nucleotide messenger RNA. Its product is annotated as U5 snRNP component Snu114, putative. The record is from RefSeq and is a predicted model, not a curated record. Gene Ontology annotation, biological process: mRNA splicing, via spliceosome. The transcript is spliced from 4 exons. Gene Ontology annotation, cellular component: U2-type catalytic step 2 spliceosome; cytosol; U4/U6 x U5 tri-snRNP complex. Gene Ontology annotation, molecular function: U5 snRNA binding; GTP binding; GTPase activity. Lineage: Eukaryota; Fungi; Ascomycota; Eurotiomycetes; Eurotiales; Aspergillaceae. Bases 1 to 2955 code for a protein of 984 amino acids.